Molecule: messenger RNA, 1191 nt
Organism: Pyricularia oryzae 70-15
Lineage: Eukaryota; Fungi; Ascomycota; Sordariomycetes; Magnaporthales; Pyriculariaceae
Product: triosephosphate isomerase
Exons: 4
Coding region: 132-884 (250 amino acids)
Biological process (GO): gluconeogenesis; glycerol catabolic process; glyceraldehyde-3-phosphate biosynthetic process
Cellular component (GO): cytosol
Molecular function (GO): triose-phosphate isomerase activity
Source: RefSeq, a predicted model, not a curated record
AAAACAUCCGAGAAAAUCACACUACACUCAAGCUCUACAACUUGACACUACAAUUCAACCUCUUCUGAGACCAACGAAACGCGCCGAAACUCAAAACACACACCUGAUCUACAAUUAAAACGUUGCCCAACAUGGCUCGCAAAUUCUUCGUCGGCGGCAACUUCAAGAUGAACGGGACCUCUGAGUCCAUCAAGAAGAUUGUCGAGAACUUGAACGACGCAAAGCUUGAUGCCAACGCCGAGGUUGUCAUCUCGCCUCCCCACGUCUACCUCUCCCACACCCGCUCCUUGGCCAAGAAGGAGAUCGAGGUUGCCGCCCAGAACGUCUUCGACAAGGCUGAUGGUGCAUACACUGGUGAGACCUCGGUCUCCCAGCUCAAGGAUCUCGGAAUUAACUGGGUCAUCCUUGGCCACUCCGAGCGCCGCACCAUCCUGGGCGAGUCGGAUGAGGUCGUUGCCUCCAAAACCAAGUACGCCAUCGACAACGGCCUGAAGGUCAUCUGGUGCUGCGGUGAGUCGCUCGAGGAGCGCGAGAGCGACAAGACGGUCGAGGUUGUCACCCGACAGCUUGAGGCCCUCAAGGCCAAGGUUGGUACCAGCGGCUGGGAGAACAUUGUCAUCGCGUACGAGCCCAUCUGGGCCAUUGGUACCGGCAAGGUUGCCACUCCUGAGCAGGCUCAGGAUGCCCAUGCCGCCAUCCGUGGUUACCUCAAGAGCAAGGUCAGCGACAAGGUUGCUGAGGAGACCCGUAUCCUGUACGGUGGCAGCGUCAACGAGAAGAACUGCGGCGAGCUUAGCCAGAAGCCCGACAUUGAUGGUUUCUUGGUUGGUGGUGCCAGCUUGAAGCCUGCUUUCGUCGACAUCUGCACCUGCAAGUCGGCAUAAAUUUUAUGAAAAAGUCUAGGACAUAUCGAGCGAAUGACUGCAUGACGAGGAACGUGGCUAUGGAUGAGCACCCGAUGAACACGCAUGAGUAUAAUAAGCUUGAUGGAUAUCAUAGAUAGAUACAAAAGAAAAAAAAGCGGAACAUAACUACGCCCGUCAGCAGUCCUAUAAUGAUGAGCCACGAACAACAUGAAGACUUACGAGGACCAGAUCACUAACCUUACUCGCGCCAAAUGUUUGCUCGAUCUUGUCUAUUGAUGUGCACUCCAAAAGUUUUAUACAAUAUAGUACACGCUGUACCUGCCCA